Molecule: messenger RNA, 1014 nt
Organism: Salmo salar (Atlantic salmon)
Lineage: Eukaryota; Metazoa; Chordata; Actinopteri; Salmoniformes; Salmonidae
Gene: hoxc10ba
Product: homeobox protein HoxC10ba
Biological process (GO): regulation of transcription by RNA polymerase II
Cellular component (GO): nucleus
Molecular function (GO): RNA polymerase II cis-regulatory region sequence-specific DNA binding; DNA-binding transcription factor activity, RNA polymerase II-specific
Source: RefSeq, marked provisional
AUGGAAUGUCCAAAUAGAAUCCCAGCUUCUAACUUCCAUGUGGAACAGUUGGUAGGAGGAUCCUCUGUGUCCAGAGAUGAGGGCUAUUUCGGCAGUUCCGGAAUGUACGCUCAAAGAGUUGCGACCGAGUAUGACUGUUCGACAGCGAGAAAUUAUCGAAUCGCCUCUUCGCUCUCCAAAGCGGGAGCACAAUCUCCGACAAACACGGCUCUCAGCGUCUACCAUCAACAUCAUUACCUUUCGCAACUAAAUGCUUUUGGGCCUGAAUAUAAAAAUGCAUCCCAGGUAGCACAGCCUGUUAUCCGACCCCUGUUUCCAUGUUCUUUCCCAUCGGACAGUGUGAAGGAGGACUCAAUGUUCUGCCUAUAUAGCGGAGAUCCACACGGACGCACGGAUACAGUUGUUGGAACUUGUUCCUACACGCGGAUGGCUGAGAGACGCCAUCCCAGUCAAACGCACGAACAUUCUUGUCCGGAAUCCUCGACAGCUAAUCAAGGGUACCUAAGGAAAGAGAAGGCGCAUGGCUUCGGAUCAGAAAGUAUCUUUUCUGUGUCCGGAAUUGGGACAGAUAAUCCAGAACUAUUUAACGACACCUGCGAAACCAAUCAGGAGGCGCAUCUGGCAGUGGCAGACAGUAAACUCGAGGAGAAUCACAGUCCCACGAAACAACUGCCUGAGAAAGAGAACGUCCUUAAUAAAACUGACGGUAGCACAGACAACUCAGACAGUGAGGUUAAAGGGGACAGAUUGGAGAAUGCCUUUGGAAACUGGCUCACAGCGAAAAGUAGACGGAAAAAGCGUUGUCCUUACACCAAACAUCAAAUACUGGAGCUGGAGAAGGAGUUCUUGUUCAACAUGUAUCUGACGCGAGAGCGCCGCUUGGAGAUCAGCAAGAGUAUUGACUUAUCUGACAGACAGGUCAAAAUAUGGUUCCAAAACCGACGUAUGAAGCUCAAGAAAUUCAACAGGGAGAGUCGAGUGAGAGAGCUAACCUCUGCUUAUGACUAUACUUAA